UGACAGUCAGCCCUUUCAGGCCUCAGCUGAAGCAGGAAUCCAUUUCCCAAAGCAGUGGUGGAAACUUUUCUCAACUACUUUGAUCCUUUAAGUUCUUCUCUGCAUUCACUUAAACAGGAUUUUUAAUACAGGACUUGUAUUGGAGUAUUUGUAUGUUGUUGUAUUGGUAUAUUUAAUAUAUGAGUACUUCUCCCACCACUGACCCAGGGACUUCACUCUGGAUCUUCAAGUUUACAGAGUCUUGAAAAUACUCGGAAAAAGAACUCCAUACACACCCGAUAGCAUAGAUUAUCUUUAUCAUGGAGAGUGGUAAAUGAUGACAUUAUUUAAAAACCGAAAGAGCUGUGCUUUGAAAAGACACCCCUGACUUAAAUAAAUUUAUGCUAUGGGAUAUUUCAGUGAAGAAUAAGGAAGCGGUAACUUUUAAUGAUAAAAAGUAAAAGUCCUCUAAAUCAGGAAGUUUUCAUUUAUUGCUUUUCAAGUGCUCCUUGCAGAACAGCAAACAUGUCAACCACACAAAAGCAGAAACUUCGCCUGAUCUACUGGGGCAGGUUCAUAAAAAUAAAAAAGGUGAGAAUUUUGCUCAUGAUCUUCCCCUUUUUUUCUUUUUUUUUUCUUUUUUUAUCUCUCAACAGUCAAGAUGUCUCUGUGCGGUUGGUUCAUUCUGGUGGCUCUCAUCUCUACGACCUCAAGCAAAAACCCUGGAGUAAAGGUCAAGCUGACACAAAAAGGCAUUGAAUAUGGCAGACAACUGGGCAUGGCUUCGAUCCAGCAGAAACUCAAAACCAUCAAAAUCCCAGACAUGUCAGGAAAACAGAGGGUGUCUCCUAUCGGCAAAGUCAGAUACAGUUUGUCGAAUAUUCAAAUAGUGAACGUGGCGUUACCACAGUCUGGAGUGACUCUUGUCCCGGGGACUGGCGUCAGACUGUCCAUUGGUAAUGCCAACCUCAGUCUGCGUGGAAGGUGGAGGGUCAAGUAUCUCCGAAUAAUAAAGGACAGGGGCUCAUUUGAUUUGAGUGUGACUGGACUCGGCAUCGGCACAAGCAUCGCCGUCAAGAGUGACGAGAGAGGCCGACCAGCAGUGAGUGCUGUCAACUGUGCUGCUACUGUCAGCAGUGUGAGGGUCAAGUUCCACGGUGGAGCCAGCUGGCUGUACAAUCUCUUCAAAAAAUUCAUUAACAGGGCUCUGCAAAAGACAGUGCAGAAACAGAUGUGCCCUCUGGUGGCCAACGCAAUAUCUGAUCUGAACCCUCAGUUGCAAACUCUCAAUGUUCUGGCCAAGGUAGACAAGCAUGCAGAGAUUGAAUAUUCUAUGGUGGCAUCACCCACAGUUACAAGUUCUUCUUUAGACUUGAGCUUGAAGGGAGAAUUUUACAAUAUCGGGAGGCAUCAGGAGCCUCCAUUCUCCCCCGUGGCCUUUUCCCUGCCGCCCCAGAUCAACAACAUGUUGUACAUGGGCAUGUCCUCCUUCACUGUCAACUCUGCAGGCUUUGUCUACAACAGAGCUGGAAUCCUCACCCUGAGCAUCACCGAUGAUAUGAUCCCGAAAAUCUCUCCCAUCCGACUCAGCACCGGGACGUUUGGGACCUUCAUCCCGGAGAUCAGAAGGCGUUUCCCAGGUCUAAUGGUAAAACUGCAGGUGAAGACAGUGAAAGAUCCCGUCGUCACCUUUGAACCCAACAACGCUACCAUUCAGGUCACCGGCAGCGUGACGGCCUUCGCUAUCCAACCCAACAGCACACUUACCCCCCUCUUCGUCCUGAACUUGGACACCAGUGUCAGCACCAAACUGUUUGUCAGUGGAAUGACGCUGGCUGGAUCUGUCUCCCUCAACAAAAUGGCGCUGACCCUGGGGACAAGCUAUGUAGGACAGUUUCAGGUCAGUUCCCUCAGCAGCAUCCUGUCAGUCGUCCUCAGAUUGGUAGUCAUACCCCAAGUGAAUGUUCAACUUGCAAAGGGAUACCCACUUCCUGCAAUUGGAAAGAUGAAGCUUGUGAACACUCAGGUUCAGGUCCUGAAGGACUACAUGCUGAUUGGAACAGAUGUUCAGUUUGCAAGAUAAACUGCAUGCCUUAAAACUCCCAGGAUGCCUUUCUGCACUGAAGCACGCCAUUAUGUAAGCACAAUCACAGCAAGAGCACAACUACCUGACAGAGAAAUUUCGAAGAAAUCAAGUGUUGUGCAAGUAUUACUUCUCCUGCAAGCCUGAGAAAAGCAUGCCUCUGGUUUGCAUUUGGAUCUCACAUCAGAUUUUUAUCUUUUCUUUUUUUUUUAUAUAUUGUUUUUUCUUUUAAAUGUGAACUGUGUCCAGCUUUUCUACAUGUGAAAUGUAGCGAACCUCUCCACGAGGGUUACUGCAGCCCUGUCAUAACAGGCGACAGUCUGCAGGAGGAUGGGGGGAUUUGCUGCUGUCACCAUAAUCAUCUUUUUUUGAAAUAACGUGCUCCUUCCAAAGCAGAUCACAGCACUUUCUCCUGCUGACUUUAGGCAAAUUCUUUCUCAAAGUUUCCAACUUUGUACCUCACGCAG
Molecule: messenger RNA, 2529 nt
Organism: Seriola aureovittata
Lineage: Eukaryota; Metazoa; Chordata; Actinopteri; Carangiformes; Carangidae
Product: bactericidal permeability-increasing protein-like
Exons: 15
Coding region: 641-2062 (473 amino acids)
Molecular function (GO): lipid binding
Source: RefSeq, a predicted model, not a curated record